Punica granatum (pomegranate) is the source of this 2989-nucleotide messenger RNA. The record is from RefSeq and is a predicted model, not a curated record. NCBI's taxonomy places the organism in Eukaryota, Viridiplantae, Streptophyta, Magnoliopsida, Myrtales, Lythraceae.
GGUUUGGUAUUAUUACUCUCUGUCUUCCCUCUGCCUUUCUUCGUUUCUGUGCUCGAAUCUUCAAUCUCCACUCCCUCCUUCCCUCCUCCUCCUCCGCCACUGUAAUCGGAGCAAAUCCGUGCGACUUCCCAUCGUUUUCUCCGAGCUGAAUCACCGGAGCAGACAAAUGGGUCCCCCGGUCGGAGGGUAGGUCGCGGUAGGUCGCGGAAUCUGAGAUUCCUGUGGAUUCAAUCAAUGGAGGAGGGUUUGUGACGCGACUCUGUUUCCAAGCUGUAAUCUUUUCCCAUGGAGUAUUCAAAUUGAUCCCGGGGCCAUCGUUUCUAAGCUCUCCCAUCCAUGGGUUUCGCCCCUUCUUUCUGAAAGCUGAUACUUUCCGGUUCGGAAUAUACUAUCGUGGCGUCAUCGGGGUUCCGGAAUCGUGUUGGUCUCAUCGCAGUGUGCGGUCUCGAUCUUCUCGUUCGCCUCUUAGGGAUUGUUGAUUGCUCCCGAGGUUAGGUUUUGUGGGUUUUCGAGCUUAUGCCGGGUCGAUGAUUGAUUCCUUUGUGUGGAUUUGAGCUCCUUGGGGAAGGAGUUCUCAUCAUCGAAAGGUUUACGUGAUCAAGGAGCGCUCUUGAUAACUUCGCGAGUUGGGCUUCUCCUUCGCUGGAUUAGGCAUGGAAGAAGGCAAGCGGUUCGAAGAUGCAGCAUCGCCUGAAGUGAAGAUGGAGGAGAGUAGGCCUGGAAAUAGUGCCGAUGGGAACGGUGAAGUGGCUAAUAAGGUCGUGUUCUGCAGAGAAGCUCCUCUGAUCAGCAGAGAGCCCGGUAGUAUAGCGAGCGGGUGCAGUUGCAGCUCGAAGAGGGUGGAGAGAGGGAGCUCGAAGAAAGAGAAGCUCGGGCAGGAGAAGAGGUUGACUAGGCAAGACAGGGUCGAGCUGUGCAGGCUGUUUCAAGGUGCUGUGAGUUCCCACGAUUGGGAGCUCGCCGAGAGCUUGAUUAUGCUAGCUGACCCGCCUACCCUCAAUGAUGAGUUGUGCAUUGCAUUGGACUCAAUCUGGUUCCUGGGCACGCACCAGGAGCUGGACGGGGUUACGGGGUUGAUCAAGAAGAUCAUCUGGAAUGGUGCAUAUGACUUCACCAGAGCUGCCAUGAGGACUUCGUUCUUGGCUUCCUGCGUCUCCGCUUGUCAGCGGCCUACUAUGAGCUUAGCGGAUACAGUCGCUGUGAUGGCUCAAAGGUUGCACGAUCGUCUCCAGGAAUGUAGUGUUGAUGAAGUUUUGAGGGCUGAAGCUGGUGCAAGGGCCCAGAGGUUCACGGAUUGGGCACUCAAGUGCAUCGGUUUACAUUCUCGGAGCCAGGGGACUAGAGAUAGAAUUUGCCGCAACCCAACUGUUGAGAUUCAACUUCGUUUGGCUGCAUUUAAGACAUUUCUGGACCUCGCCGGUAAUCAUCUCACGGGAAAGGACUUCACGGAGGCCUUUGAUGCAGCUUGUUUUCCCCUUACUCUUUUCUCCAGCACUUUUGAUCCAGGCUGGGCCUCUGGCGUAUCAGCAACUGCAGUUCAUGGGUUGCUUAGCAUGCUGGUAGAGGGGGGUGCUGACAAUGUCAAUCAGUGUUUUCUUGAAGCCUCACGUUUUGGAAGUACUGACCUCGUGCGCAUCCUGUUGCAGAUCGCCAAGAGGAAUAGCUUGGACAUUGAUGUGGACCUGGCUCUAAGCUUCGCAUCUCACUAUGGCAAGAUUGGUACAAUGGAAUGCCUUGUGGAAGAGGGGAACGCCAUAGCCUUCCUGGGCCCCCUGCUGAGAGCAGCUGAGAGGGGUAGCUUGGAGGUUGUCCAGUGGUUCAUCAAGAAGGGGUGCAGGGAUAUGGAGCUCUGCCUCGCUCUGACGGCCGCAACUGCCAGCACCCAGGUUGAAGUCGCUGCCUAUCUCCUCCCUCGUGUUCCGCAUCACAUAAUCUCUGCCCUUGGAAUCGAGAUCAUCAAGGCCGCUGGUGAGCGAUGUGGCGGUUCGCUUGAAGGCGUAGCCUUCCUCCUCAGCUCGGAUUUCCUGGGCAACCCUUCUGCAACUUACUCCAUUGCUGAUGCCAUUGCCCGGUCAUCUGAUGAUGAGUCAUCGUCGGUUGAUCCUGAGCUAAGGGCAUUCCUCCGGGAGCACUGGUCGGAGGCUGCUUUCUUCAAUGGGCUGAGGCAGGGGGAAGCGCAUUACGUGAACUUCACAAGGAUCCUGAAGCGGGGCGAGUCUCCCCUGCACUUGGCAGAUAUUCCAUCUGCGCUGAGGGUGGCAAUCGCUUACUUGCCACUGUACAGGGAGUGUGUCAAGGCAGGCGGGCGUUUGCUUCCUCAAAGGCUGAGGGGGCAGCUUGUCGAUGCAGCAAGAAGGCUAGGAAGUAGUAGUAGUGGUAGCAAUUCCAGUAUUGCCUACUUGGAAGAAGAGGCAACCCCUUGGAGAGAGCUCUUGGCCGUUUUAGAGCUCCAUCUUCCUCCAUUUUUGGUUCAAUCACCCAGCAGCAUCCCUUAGUGCGGUUCUCCUUCUCCACUGUCUGCCGGACUUCUGAGGUUUUCAGAUGGUACCAUAUAUGUGUCGCUGGUAAUAAUUACGUCUGAGCUUCGGGUAAAGAUGCUAAGAGAGGCUUGAGCUUAUGCAUAUGGAACAAUAUGGACCUGCUGACCUUUUAAAUACUCGGGAUUUGUGUAGCCGAGCUCUGUUAUUGUAAAAGAUAAAAAAAGAGUAUCGAACUUUAGCCGGGACAUCGAGUAUGAAAUGAUGGGUAUGGUGGGGUACUGGUCUUGUGGACGUGAUGGGAUAGGGAAAAGAGGAAACAGCAACGUUACAUUGAAGGUCACCUUCACAUGGGUACGUGUUUGGCUUGGGAGCAUGAUUCACUGUUUAGAUCUGUAAUUGUGAGGUCAUUCUUGACUAUUUGAGGGCACAUUAUGGAUGGUUGCACUUACAGUUUUUCUCCUCUCCCAAAUGUUAACCACAGGAUACCUCGAUUUUUUUUCGGGUUUCAA